UUUGUUUUUUUGGCUAUUUUCUUUUCUUUUCUUUUGUGCUGCUACUGCUACACAAAGAAGGGAGAGAUUCUCCGAUUAAUUUGUCGGAAAUUGGUGAUUGACGAUUGGUCAGAGGCAUAAAUUGAUCCAACGGCGAUGGUGGAGUCACAGAGUUGAACCAAACCAUCAUGGCCUUGUCAGCCGCCACCCGCUCCAAUCUCGCCGCCACCUCUUCUCAACCCUACUGCAAGUUGUGUUCUGUUAGAGUCAAUGGGAAGCAGAGUAGAGUAGCGUGUACAACCAGUGCGAAACGAAGAGGCGCUUCCUUGAGAAUCUGUAAAUCUGUCUUAAAUGACAGGAGGUCGAGUAUUAGUGGCAAUGGAGCGUCUGAACCUGCAAGGAUUCUCCUGGAAAGAUUGUUUGCGCAGACACAGAAGCUGGAAGAACAGAUGAGCAGAAAUUCUCGUCAUCCGCAGGAUGUCCAGCUCGGGUUCAAUCUUGAAACCCUGGAGGAUGACCUUCACGCGGCAUUGGCAGCAUUGAAGAAGAAGGAAGAAGAUUUGCAGGAUGCUGAAAGACUGGUUUUCCUGGAGCACCUUGAAUUGAACCGCACAAAGGAGGGGCUGGAGCGGCGGGAGAAAGAAACUGCUGCAGCUUGUUCUAGGUAUGAGAAAAUGGAGGACGAACUGAAGCGGGCUAAUCUGGACUUAGCUUCUCAAGCCAGCUAUAUAGAAGACAUAAAGCUUCAGCUUCGAGAGAGAGACCAGGAGGUUGCGGCUACGCAGUCAGCACUUUCUUUGAAAGAAGAGGAAUUGGAUAAAAUGAGAGAUGAAUUGUUGAAAAUGAGUGAAGAUGCUGCCAAGACUGACUCUGAACUUAGAUCUAAGGCUCAGUUGCUGAAUGAAGCCAAUGAAGUUGUCAAGAGACAAGAUGUGGAGAUUCAAGGACUCCGGAGAGCUAUACUAGAGAAAGAAGAAGAGUUGGAAGUUUCUCAGACGCAGAGGAAACUUGAAGAGGAGAAGCUAAAAGUUUCACAAGAAAACUUGGAGAAGCAGACAAUGGAGUGGUUAUUGGCACAGGAAGAGCUUAAGAAACUAGCGGAGGAAGUAUCUAGACAUGCUGGAAAAGCCAAUGAAACUUUAGAGGAUUUUAGAAGGGUGAAGAAUCUUCUCAUUGAUGUGAAGUCUGAGUUGGUUUCCUCCCAGAAAGCUCUUGCUUCCUCUAGACAGAAAAUGGAAGAACGAGAGGGUCUUCUGGAAAAUCAAUUGGAAGAACUUGAAGACCAGAAGAGAAGUGUUAUGUCUUACUUAACAACUCUGAAAGAUGCCCACAUAGAAGUAGAGAGUGAAAGAGCAAAGCUUAGGGUUGCAGAGGCUCAAAACAAGGAGCUUGAGAGGGAAUUGUCCAUGGAGAAGGAGCUUAUGGAAGAUUUAGAGGAGGUGUUGAAGAAAGAGAGAUACUCUCUGCAGCAGGCCAUCAAUGAGAUUUCUGCUCUCCAAAAGAAGCUGCACAAGAAAACUGCUGAAUUUGGGGAAAUGCGCGAUCUUCUUCAGGUUAAAGAGUCGGAAGUGGUGGAGGCUAAACUCGAAAUUCAGCAUUUAAAAUCUGAGCUGGCUACUCAUAAGCUCAUUUUGGAGGAAAAGGAUUUGGAACUUCUAAAUGCAAGGAAUAAGCUUGAGGAAGUCAACAAUGAAGUUGCAGAGCUGAAGAUGCUUUUGACUAGUAAAGAGGAGCAGCUUAUUCAAGCAACUGCCUUGCUCAAGGAGAAAGAUGAACAUGUACACACAAUGCAAGAUGAGUUGGAUGAUACAAAGCUGAAAUUUUCAGAAGCCGAAACUGUGGUAGAACGGAUAGCAGAGCUCACUGAUAAAUUGGUUAGAUCUAUCAAGGAUGAAGACUACUAUGCAUCCAAAUCAUUUGAUGACAUGGGCCAUGAGUUUCUGCACCAACUACUGGAGAAACCAACUGAUGAAUUGAGGUUGCAGAUCUUACAGCUCGAAACUGAGCUGGAAUCAGCUAGGGACAGCUUAAGAAGAAAAGAAAUGGAGGUCCUAGCAUCUCAGGGGGCUCUCACAAUGAAGGAUGAGGAGCUGAAGAUGGUUCUUGGAAGACUAGAAGCAAAAGAAGAAGAAGUAAAGAAGAUGAAAGAAGAGUUGGAAGAUGCUAAUGAUCUGAGAAAGCUAUAUGCUUUGGUUCAAGAGAGAUUAGGAGAGAAAAGUAUAGGAGAGUUGGCAAUAGAGAAGCUUCAACUCGAGGCAGCACAAUUGGAAGUUGAAGCUGCAACCAGCGCACUUCAGAAACUUGCAGAGUUGAGUGGGGAGUUUCUGAAUAAAGCUAGCCUGAGCAUUGAGGCUGAUGGUGAUACCAGUACAAGUUCCGUGGGGAAUGACAAAUGUUUAGUUGUGGUUACAACAGAAGUGGCUCGGAUUUCAGCUUUGACUGAUACGCUAGUGAAAGAGGCUGGCAUUGUUGUAACUGCAGGACCGGCAUGCCAAUAGAGCUAAUUCAAAGCAAGUGACCUAAUUUUAUGUAUAGAUUUCCAACUGAUCUAUCUUCUUAGAUUUGCUAGAGUCAUAGAUUUUGUUCUACUGUUGUAGCAUUAUUUCACCAUUUAAAUUUUUAUCCAGAUGAUGUAUAAGCCGUAUCUCUUCGUUCUUCGUUGUACAAUGCAGCUUAAGAGUGGUAUAAUGGUGUUUUGGGCCUUCUCCAAUUUUUUUUUUC
Rosa rugosa (rugosa rose) is the source of this 2700-nucleotide messenger RNA. RefSeq lists its product as uncharacterized. Gene Ontology annotation, biological process: reciprocal meiotic recombination. The record is from RefSeq and is a predicted model, not a curated record. The transcript has 2 exons. The coding region runs from base 168 to 2477 and encodes 769 amino acids. Lineage: Eukaryota; Viridiplantae; Streptophyta; Magnoliopsida; Rosales; Rosaceae.